CUGGCUCGUUGCCUUUCACUGGCCGCUUCUUGAGCUGACAAAGGGCUGAGUGUAAAAGAAUUUUGGGUGCUAAUUCACCCUUCUCUGUUUGGCAGUCAUCUGCAUUUUUGAUGAAAAUUUCUAUUUUAUUGUCACAUUCAUGCGAUCCAGACUUCAAAUAAAACAGCUCCGGUGGUGUUUAUUUUAAGUAUCCAUUUGCAUCACAGCUAUCGAUAAUGGGGAAACGGACAGGAUUCUUGAAGAAGUCCAAGUCCAUCACAGGGAAAAGUUUUACAAAGCCUUCAAUUAAACCAUCAAAUACGAGGAAAAUAAUACGAAGAUAUCAUCUGCUACUCAAUAAAAAAGAUAUCAUUUAUCAAAAGCUAUCACACAUACACCAAAAGGAUAUAAAUGAUUCAAAUAUAGGAGAUUUCAUUAAAACUAGACCGAAAGCAACCACAUCUGGUGCUAUAAAUAUACCCACAGAGCAAGAGUUACUAUCAGCAAGCAAUGAAACAUCUUUACCUAAGCUAUACUUAUUAUUAGAAAAGAUAAAUUAUGAAAUAAUAGAGAAAGGUGGUUUAUCAAAAUAUCAGAUCGCAUCUAUUUAUGGGCAAGAAUCUAAAAGGGGAAGUGAUUCAUCAAAAUGGUUAUUUGAAACAAUUCCAGAAUUGAAAGAGAUGAAAGAUACUUUGAAAGUUUUAGAAAUUGGUUCACUUUCAACUCAAAAUGUUGUGUCUAAAUAUGCAAACUCAAUCACAAGAAUAGAUUUGAACUCAAAUGAACCAAGUAUAUUGAAACAAGAUUUCAUGGAAAGACCAUUACCAAAAAAUAAUAAUGAAAAAUUCAAUCUGAUUUCCUGUUCAUUAGUUUUAAACUUUGUUCCAACUGCAAAAGGUAGAGGUGAAAUGAUGCAAAGAUUUGAAAAAUUCCUAGAUAAAGAAGCUGAUUCACCCUUAGUGUUUAUUGUUUUACCCCUAAGCUGUAUAAAAAACUCAAGGUAUUGUGACAAAGCACAUUUUGAGAAAAUAUCAAACUCAUUAGGUUACGAACUGAUCAAGUAUAGUGAAGCCAAAAAAUUAGUUUAUAUGGUUCUGAAAUGGACUGGAAAACUUGAACCGAAAUCAUUUCCAAAGAAAAAACUGCAUGAUGGUCCUGCAAUGAAUAACUUUAGCAUAAUUAUAGAGAAAUAGCAUUAAUAACGUACACAAUUGUACUAUUCUUUAUACUAACGUAGUAGUGCCCCGUUCGAUCUUUGUUGAUGUUGCGCGGUACCGAUAUUUUCUAUUUGAUUUUUUGGAAAACAGUGUAGAGAUUUUGGAUGGCCAAUGUUCAAUCAAC
Molecule: messenger RNA, 1320 nt
Organism: Hansenula anomala
Lineage: Eukaryota; Fungi; Ascomycota; Saccharomycetes; Phaffomycetales; Wickerhamomycetaceae
Gene: BMT2
Product: 25S rRNA (adenine2142-N1)-methyltransferase
Exons: 1
Coding region: 216-1172 (318 amino acids)
Cellular component (GO): nucleolus
Molecular function (GO): rRNA (adenine) methyltransferase activity
Source: RefSeq, a predicted model, not a curated record